Molecule: messenger RNA, 2112 nt
Organism: Triplophysa dalaica
Lineage: Eukaryota; Metazoa; Chordata; Actinopteri; Cypriniformes; Nemacheilidae
Gene: pmt
Product: phosphoethanolamine methyltransferase
Exons: 12
Coding region: 243-1739 (498 amino acids)
Source: RefSeq, a predicted model, not a curated record
GGAUGAAAUCCCGUUCGAGUACAGAUAAGAACACCUCCAUAAUACGCAUUAUUAUUAUUCAUGUAUAAAGCCGCGUGUCUCCACCCCUCACCCUCGUGGUCUUUCGGAUUUAUGAGCUGUGAGCCAUAUAGUCCCGUCAUCACAGAGCGCAUGAAUAUUUAAAGGCACACAGAGGCCGAACAGUAGUUGCUGUAAAGACUUGAAUCUAUGUCUGUACUGAAUUUUAUUUCUAUUAACUGAUCAUGGAGAAAGAAACGGAGAGAAACACCAUGACAGAGUUUUGGAAGGAACACUCCAAGUUGGCGACGGUAGAGGAGAUGAUGCUUGAUUCUAACGCUCAACAGCUGACCCAACAUGAACUUCCAGAGAUCCUCUCAAUGCUGCCAUGUCUGGCCGGGACCGAUGUGCUGGAACUCGGAGCUGGAAUUGGGCGUUACACGCGUCACCUCAUUGGCAAGGCCCGUCACGUGACCGCAGUGGACUUCAUGGAGAACUUUGUGGAAAAAAACAAGGAGGACAACAGUCACCUAGGCAACGCUGAGUUCCUCCAAGCUGAUGUCACAAAGCUGGACUUCCCAAAACACAGUUUUGACUUGGUCUUCUCUAAUUGGCUGUUGAUGUAUCUGAGCGAUCAUGAGUUGAGGUCCUUGGCUGAAAAGAUGCUCGGUUGGCUCCGCCCAGGCGGGCACCUGUUCUUCAGAGAGUCCUGCUUUCACCAAUCAGGUGACAGCAAGCGAGAUUUUAACCCCACCCACUACAGAACCCCCGCCCACUACAACCACCUUAUCACAUCAGUGGUGCUGGACGAAUCAGAGAAGGCGGAAAAGAAAUGCUGCGGUUUUGAUAUAGUCCUCAACAAACCCGUUCAGACCUACGUCAAGAUGAAAAAGAAUCAGAAUCAGCUGUGUUGGAUCCUGCAGAAGGUUCGGCGUGAUGUGGUCGAGCAGCAUCAGGGCGGAUUCUCCACCUUCCAGCAAUUUCUGGAUAACCAGCAGUACACCCGCAGAGGAAUCCUGCUUUAUGAGAAGAUGUUUGGCUCUGGAUAUGUCAGCACAGGAGGACCCAGAACUACAAAGGAGUUUGUGGAGAUGUUGAACUUGACCCCCGGACAGAAGGUGCUGGAUGUCGGCUGUGGUAUUGGAGGUGGAGAUUUCCACAUGGCCAAGACUUUUGGUGUCGAAGUUCUGGGGAUGGACCUGUCGUCUAACAUGGUGGAGAUCGCUAUGGAGAGAGCCGUCACAGAGAAACUUCCUCUAGUGCAGUUUGAGGUGUCGGAUGCCACGAAGAGAAGUUUCCCUGACCGCACCUUUGACGUGGUGUACAGCAGAGACACCAUCCUGCACAUCAAGGACAAAGUUGACCUCUUCAGAAAGUUUUAUUCAUGGUUAAAGCCAGGCGGGAAGCUUCUGAUCAGUGAUUAUUGUUGUGGAGAACAGCCGUGGUCUCCAGCGUUUCAGGAGUAUGUGAGUCAGAGGGGAUAUAUCCUCUACACACCUCAGAGAUACGGACAGUUCCUGAAAGAGGUUGGAUUCACGAAUGUUCAAGCUUUGGACAGAACAGAACAGUUUAUUCAAGUCAUAAAGUCUGAAUUACACAGAGCAGAGGAGAUCAAAGAAGCUUUUAUACAGGAGUUCUCCAGCGAAGAUUAUGAUAUUAUCCUAAAGGGAUGGACAGAGAAACUACAGCGCUGUGAGACUGGAGACCAACGCUGGGGACUUUUCUACGCUACCAAAGACUGAGGGAGAGAGAGAGGCCGAGAGAGAGAGAGAGAGAGAGAGAGAGAGAGACACACAGAGAGAGAGAGAGAGAGAGACCGAGAGAGAGACUGAGAGAGGGAGAGAGAGAGACAGAGGGAGAGAGACACACAGAGAGAGAGAGAGAGAGAGAGAGAGAGAGAGAGAUCCAAAAAAUGAUCAAAGCAAAAAUCUGCUGUAUUUAAAUGCACUAUUCUGUUAAAUUCUGUGAAUUGCAAGACAGUGUUGUAAUUUGAUUUCCUCUUAGAUCAAUAUAUUAAAAAUAUCCAAUUUUAUUUACUACAUUUGUUUGUUUGACUUAAUUCUCUUGUGAUGUUACAAUAUUUUAUAAAAAACAAUAAAAUAAACUUCACAAACA